AUGGCUCACCAUUUUCUCAACAGUAAUAAUAUUAGUGGUAAUCGCCGACCAGCAUCAGUGGCUGCAUCAACCAGCAAUCAUAUUACACAAGAUAAUUUUGAUUAUGAAUUGAAGCAAUUAAUGGAACAAGAACGUCAAUUAAUGGCUGCACAGAAGCAAUUACCAAUAGAUAAUAAUGUAAUUACACCACAAAACACUUCGUAUAUACCAUCAGGUGAUAACUUAUAUAGAUACGUACAACAACAUCAGAAUACUCCCCCAAUUGAUCAACGAGUAUUACAACCAACAUCAACAAAUAUAUCAGCUCAAUCAUCGCCAACAAAACCACUUCGUAUCAUUAUUAUUCGUCAUGCUGAACGAGUUGAUGCUGUUUUAGGUUCGGAUUGGUCAAAAAAAAGUUUUGAUAGAAAUGGUCGUUACGUACGAUUUAGUGAGCAUUUACCAGAAGCAUUACCGCAUCGUUCUUAUUUACAUCAUUAUGUUAUUGAUGUACCGUUAACCAAUCGUGGCCGUAUGCAUGCAAUAAAAACAGGUAAAGCAUUAUUACUCAAUGGAUAUGGAGCUGAUAUCUGUUAUACAAGUCCAUCAUUACGAUGCGUACAAAGUGCUAAUGGAAUAUUAGCUGGUAUGGGUAAACAAGCUAUACCGAUGCAAGUGGAACCUGGUUUAUUUGAAUGUUAUUUAAAUGAUUUUAAGCGUACAUUAUGUUUUAUGACAAAAGAAGAGUUAGCAACUAAUGGAUACAAUAUUGAUCAAUCUUAUCAACCAUUAACACCAUUUAUGCGACCACAUGAUAGUCAAGCUGAUUAUUAUGAACGAUGUCGAAUACUUAUGGAUCAAAUUACAGAACGACAUCAAGCUACAGGUGGAACUAUUUUAAUAGUAGCACAUGCACCAAGUCUUGAAGGAUUGACACGUCAUUUAUCUGGUGGAAAACUUCAACCAGAAAAACUAUUUGAUAUUGCUCGUCGAGUACCAUUUCUUGCAAUGACCAUUAUCGAGAAGAACGGUAUUAAUAGUCCAUGGCUCUUUCGGACAAGACCACUUCACGCAAAUCCAACAAAAUCAAUGCAAGAGUUACCCUUUGAAUUAAUUUCACCAUCGACGCCUCUUGGUAUGAUAGGUAAUAAUCAUUCGAUGACUCCACAAGGACAACAACAAAUACAACGUCAACAACAACAACAACAACAACAACAACAAAGACAAAAUCAGCAACCGUCUCACAUUCAAUCGACUGCUACAUAUCUACAACAACAGCAACAACAACAACAACAACAACAACAACAACAAAGACAAAAUCAGCAACCGUCUCACAUUCAAUCGACUGCUACAUAUCUACAACAACAGCAACAACAACAACAACAACAACAGCAACAACAACAAAGACAAAAUCAGCAACCGUCUCUCAUUCAACCAACUGCUACAUAUCUACAACAAAAUCAACAAUCUAGACAACAAAAUCUUACUCCAAUUGAAAAUCUACAAUUGAAACCAUCAAUUGGACUUAUUCCUAUUGAUUUAAAAAAGGUUGUUAAAAGUUCAACAGCACCAAAUUUACGCAUGAGCAAUUCACUUAGUGAAAUAUUUCGCGUUAUUUGA
Molecule: messenger RNA, 1599 nt
Organism: Rotaria sp. Silwood1
Lineage: Eukaryota; Metazoa; Rotifera; Eurotatoria; Philodinida; Philodinidae
Source: the annotation of a GenBank genome assembly